Triplophysa rosa is the source of this 2002-nucleotide messenger RNA. It is a transcript of the gene eloal, whose product is annotated as elongin A, like. Gene Ontology annotation, biological process: transcription elongation by RNA polymerase II. NCBI's taxonomy places the organism in Eukaryota, Metazoa, Chordata, Actinopteri, Cypriniformes, Nemacheilidae. The record is from RefSeq and is a predicted model, not a curated record. The transcript is spliced from 11 exons. The coding region runs from base 24 to 1766 and encodes 580 amino acids. Gene Ontology annotation, cellular component: nucleus; elongin complex.
GCAGGUGUAUGUGAGGAGGAGACAUGGCCGCAGCUGAUGUGAAAAAAGUGUUGCAGUUGAAGUAUCAGCUCAAAGGCUCAUGUGAAGGACACACGGUGCUGAAAAUCUUAAAAAAACUUCAACAAUUGAACAUAACACUCGACAUUCUGGCUGAAACUGGAAUUGGCAAAGUUGUGAACUCCUUUCGAAAACAUGAUCAGGCUGGAAAGGUGGCAAAAAUGUUAGUUGAUAGAUGGAAAUCACUUGUUCCAAAAGACUCUACAAGUAGGCAACAGUCCCAAGAAUCUUCCCCAAAUGAACAGCCCAACAGAGAAGCUGAAGAUAGGCGUAACGGUGAACUUUCAGAGAGUACCAAUUCUAAAAGAAAAACAAAAGGAGACCAUUUUAGUGUGGAAAAAAAAACAUCCCAGUACAUUGAUGUUAAACGAGAAACAAACCCCAGUAAAACCAAAUCUCAUCCGAAUGGUGAGAAAAAGGAUACGGGAAAAAAAGAUUCUAGUUUAAAUCAAAGCUCACAGACUCACGGCCAUGGGAAAGACAAGAGUAUCAGUAAUGACCGUGUAAAACAUGAAGGUAAAAAGUCUGAGAAGAUGUCUAGUAUAACAAAUAAACAACAGAAUACAACACUUGCAAAAGUGACAGCAUUAAAAUCGACAUCAAUGCGGAGUGAUAAGAAUGGAGAUACAUGCAAGAAAGAUAAGUUGAACAAGACCAAAGAAAAAUCUGAAUCGACUAAAAAAGUGGACUGCUCUGAGACACCAUCCAUGUCUUUUGAAGCGUACCUGAGCUAUGACAUUGAGCCUUCCAAACGCAAAAAAAUCUGCAGUGCUGAUAAAAAUCCAAAGAGACUUAAGACUGGCCACAAAGAGAACUUGCAAGGGCGUGAAUCCUGGGUGAAGACAUCUGGGGCUGUGACGGAAGACCCAUUGACAGCGGCUCCUGAGAGCUCAGUGAUGAACUUGCUCAACGUUCCUCUACCAACAAGUUUUCCUGAAUGUGAAGACAUUUCUCAGUAUCAGUACUUUAGAGAAAAUAAAGCUGAAAGUAAGGUCAUAGACGUCUGUGAAGAGGCCCCAGUUUUCAUCGGACAAAGGCUGAAGAAUAAGAUGCAGGUGUACUCUGGCAGUAAGAUGACGUACCUGCCCACCAUGAUGACACUGUACCAGCAAUGCAUUCGAGCACUGCAGAACAACAUUGACUCUCUCUAUGAGAUUGGAGGAGUGCCUUUUGAAAUCUUGGAGCCUGUUUUUGAACGCUGCACACCUGAACAGCUUCUCCGGAUCGAGGAGUGUAAUCCGGUGUACAUAGGGGUAACUGAUCACCUGUGGGAGAGACACUGUGAGAAAGACUUCAGAAACGCUCAUCUGGAGGAGUAUGAAUCCUGGAGAGAGAUGCACCUCCGUAUGUCUGUGGAGAGGGAGAGAAAACUAAAGCAACUCACAAAGAGCAUUGUCUCUGCUCACUCUGGAAAGCCCAAAGGCAGACAGGUGAAAAUGGCGUUUAUUCAUUCAGCUGCUAAGCCACCUAGAAAUGUGAGGAUUCAACAGGGGAUUCACGGCACAGCUGGCCCUGUGACAGUCCCUCACCCAACAGACAAACCCAGUUGUGUGAAACCUCAUGAGAGUCGUGGAAGAUCCAACUUCAGUGAGUCUCCAAAACCUCCCAACAGCUCUGGCCAAACACAAGACCCACGAAAGAUUAAACGAGUGGCACCUAUGAUGGCGAAGUCCCUCAAGGCCUUUAAAAAGCAGCUUAGUCGCAGAUGAAUGAUGUAGAUAAUAUGGUACAUAACAUGAGUAUACUAUCACUGUUCCAUGCAUGAAGUCUAAAUAGUUUAAUUUAUUUUUCCACAUGUUUGUAAUUCCUGUAAGCAUUUGAUAUAAAUUACAGUCAAAGUUCAACAUAACAUUAUUUGAAGAACAAUAUUGCACUUCAAAAUCAAAUGGUCUCUUUUUAUUGAUAUUUGCUAUCAUGACAGAUACUAUUCUGAAUUCUGAAAUUA